AUACUUUUAACAUAUCUGGUUAGAGUAUUGAUUAGUAAAUCAAAAAAACCGCGCAAAUUAAGCUUUGGGAAAUAUUCAAUACAAUUAAUUUCGAACAAAUAAAUUUAAAUGGCGCCUAAGCGUAAACGUAAAGCAAAAAAUGCAGCUGAAUUAACGGAUAAUAGUGCUGCUAAAAAAUCAAAAGCUUCAACAUUUGAAAAUCCAGUUACGGACCCAAAUCUUCCAGUUUUAUAUAUUGAACAUUGCCGCUCCUGAAAUGUAUUUCGCCGCCGUGCCAUCCAAAUCCAUGCCGAUUUACUUGAACGUUUACAAACUUUAAAGCCGGAUAUAGAACUUCAAUUACUCAUGAAUGUUGAUCGUCCUCCUCGACGUGGUGCUUUUGAAAUAGCCAUUAGAACAAAGUCUGGCGAAGAACGCCAAGAAUUGUGGUCAGGACUUAAUCGCACACCACGAGCUCAAAAGUUUCCACCCAUGGAUGAGUUGGUAAAAGCUGCGUCUCGCGCUUUGAAUAUCAAUUUGGAUGCGGAUAUGGCAGGCGGUUCAGAAGUUACUAAUGAAGGCGGGCAGAAAGUAGAUGAUGAAGCGUUAACCAAGGCGGCAAAAAAGACAAAAAGAUUAACUUCUAAAUAAAAUAGCUGAAUUUUUGAAAGCAAUAGGUGCUGGUAGCAUUUAUGACCAGUGUUUUGGUAAAUUCCUUUAACGAGAAGCUGAACACUGCGAUAUUUUUGAGCUCAAUGCGCUUGUUGCUGAAUAAAAUUAAUAUUAUAAGAUUUGAAACUCGAUCACGCAACUUUCAUGAUGUUAACACUUAAAGCUGGCACUUAUGACAAUAGUUGUUGGAAACUCAUCUUAGGAACACAACUAGACGAUAUUACAAUUUGCCGUUAAGUAACCACAAUGAAAGGAGUGAUAACGCGAUGUAUUGGAAUUUCAUAUAAAUUAUUAAAAAAUGAGAAUAACAUUAAAUGUUUCCUUAUAUUCAUCAAUAAACGUGUAAUUUUGGAAAUCAUAAAAUAA
Anastrepha ludens (Mexican fruit fly) is the source of this 1017-nucleotide messenger RNA. Its product is annotated as selenoprotein BthD-like. Lineage: Eukaryota; Metazoa; Arthropoda; Insecta; Diptera; Tephritidae. The record is from RefSeq and is a predicted model, not a curated record. The transcript is spliced from 3 exons. Gene Ontology annotation, cellular component: Golgi apparatus.